Messenger RNA from Naegleria gruberi, 465 nucleotides. RefSeq names its product polyubiquitin. The record is from RefSeq and is a predicted model, not a curated record. Gene Ontology annotation, molecular function: protein tag activity; ubiquitin protein ligase binding. NCBI's taxonomy places the organism in Eukaryota, Heterolobosea, Eutetramitea, Acrasida, Naegleriidae. Bases 1 to 465 code for a protein of 154 amino acids. Gene Ontology annotation, biological process: modification-dependent protein catabolic process; protein ubiquitination. The transcript is spliced from 2 exons. Gene Ontology annotation, cellular component: cytoplasm; nucleus.
AUGCAAAUUUUCGUUAAAACAUUAACUGGUAAGACAAUUACAUUGGAAGUUGAAUCAAACGACACUAUUGAAAAUGUCAAAUCAAAGAUUCAAGACAAGGAAGGUAUCCCACCAGAUCAACAAAGACUCAUCUUUGCUGGUAAACAAUUGGAAGAUGGAAGAACUCUCUCAGACUAUAACAUUCAAAAGGAAUCAACUUUGCAUUUGGUUUUGAGAUUGAGAGGUGGUGGUAUGCAAAUUUUCGUCAAAACUUUAACAGGAAAGACAAUUACAUUGGAAGUCGAGUCCAAUGAUACAAUUGAAAAUGUUAAAUCAAAGAUUCAAGAUAAGGAAGGUAUUCCACCAGAUCAACAAAGACUUAUCUUUGCUGGUAAACAAUUGGAAGAUGGAAGAACUCUCUCAGACUAUAAUAUUCAAAAGGAAUCAACUUUGCAUUUGGUUUUAAGAUUGAGAGGUGGUAAUUAA